Molecule: messenger RNA, 806 nt
Organism: Pieris rapae (cabbage white)
Lineage: Eukaryota; Metazoa; Arthropoda; Insecta; Lepidoptera; Pieridae
Exons: 7
Coding region: 183-779 (198 amino acids)
Source: RefSeq, a predicted model, not a curated record
UAAAAUAUGGUGGUCACAUUACGAUUUUGAAUUUAGUUCGUAUUCACAAUAGUGUUUCGACGCGGUGCGUGGCGGACGCGGCCAUUUUGUGGUUUAAUUUUUUUACGUCUCGAAGAAGGUUUUAGUGUUGUGAUAUAUUGGUUCUUAUUGAUGAUGAAUGCUAAUAGUUGACUAAGCGUAGGAUGAAAAUGGCGGACACAGAAGGACCUGUCACUGUCAGUGAUUUACCUAUCACUUUUCAAGUCAAAUAUUUAGGUCAAAGCGACGCACGAGGACUAUGGGGCAUCAAGCACACCAGGAAACCAGUGGACCUUAUGGUUGCAGCAGCUAAGGCAUUACCACCAGGUGAAAUGUUACCAAUCGUGAAGUUGACGAUCACAGUGGAAGGCGUCCAUCUGGAGACCCUCAACCACGGCACAAAACGGGAUGAAUUCGAACAUAUGACAGUAUUUUUUAACAUAGAAUCAAUAUCAUACGGCGUCCAAGACCUGGUCUACACCCGUGUCUUCUCGAUGAUAAUAGUCAAGGACAAUGCUGACGUUAAAGGGCUGAACCCAUUUGAGUGCCACGCCUUUGUCUGCGAAUCCAGGAAUUCCGCUCGUCGAUUGACGUAUUCACUUGCUGCUGCUUUCCAGGAUUACUCCAGACGAGUAAAAGAGAUGCAGACUACUACAACAGAACUGGAUGAGAGGCCGCCGAGUCAGAAACCAAAGAAACGUUUUGCCAUCGACUUGAGGACACCAGAAGAAAUUGAGGCUGAUUUGGAAACAGAGGCAUAAGCUUUCAUGAGCUGUAUGGAAUAGGUU